AUGGAAAAUAUUGCUAAUUUAAAGAAAGAAUUGGAAGAUAAAAUUAUGGAAAAAUCUUGCGAGUUGGAAAAACGGAUUUUUACCCUUGAGGGCAGAAUUCAAGAAGUGCAAGGCAAGUUUGUCGCUUUAGACGUCAAGACCAUCGACCAACGACAGCGUGGACUUCCGUUGGAAAAAUCAAGUGAGGUUGGAGCUUCUGUUGGGUCAGCUGGUCAUCUGCGAGUGAAACCGCCGCAAUUUGAUGGUACGACGCCUUGGAAUGUCUACCCGCAUCAGUUUGAGGCAGCCGCGAAUGCAAAUGAUGGGUCAGCGAUUGAAAAGGCAGCUGCAGUUACUUUGGCCCUACGAGGAGAUGUUGCAGCUAUUCUUCAAAGAAUAUCACCCGAAGAGGUCUACGAACAACUAGUGAGACAUUGGAGAUGCGAUACGGCCGGUCACAUUUAG
Molecule: messenger RNA, 444 nt
Organism: Acanthoscelides obtectus
Lineage: Eukaryota; Metazoa; Arthropoda; Insecta; Coleoptera; Chrysomelidae
Source: the annotation of a GenBank genome assembly